GUUCCUCCAGUUACUUCUCUUACCAGCUGUACUGUUGUACUUUUAACAGACAAACAUACCGAGAGAGACAUUGUGCAUUCAUUUAUCUCUACCGGUAGGUUGGGGUGUCUGCUUCAUGAAUGGCCUUGGAAACGUUCCCAUCUGAUCCGCUAUCUCCUCUGCACUGGAAUCUCAUCCUGCUGGGAGCGUCGACCCUGGUGAUGAUGAUCCUCCUGGUUGUGAUGUGCAGUCACUGUGGGAAGAGAAAAUCUGAUAAAACGAGUGACCCUGAGCGCAGUGAAGGGACUGAACUGGCUUCAUUACCACAGACCACCGCAGCGGAGAAUGAGAUUUGGAAGCAGAAUACAAACGCAUCAACUGCCGCGCAACCCAAACAGCAAGCCACGGACAGAGAAAAAGUUGAGAAAAGAAACGCCGAUAUCAAGCCUAAAGGGAAGGCGAAGAAGAAAGCGCGGGAGUCAGCUAGACCCCAGAAAGAGGACUCCCCUGACAUGGGCGGUAUCACAGAUACUGACAAAGAUGAACGCGGUAAAGUGCAAACCGUUCGGGCGCUCCCCGAACUGCCCGGGGCUACGGGGCAAGUCAUCCGGAGACACAGCAGCUACAACAACAGCUCAAACGUGUACGACGUGGUUUCUGAGGUCAUGAACGAGUGGCCGCUGGAGUCUAGGACCCUCUGCAAGCAGACCUCAGACAGCAGCAACCUUUAUGAUGAGAUACGGACGAUGGAAGAGCGCAAAACCGUCUCGGUCUACACCAAAAUCAACAAGCCCAAACCGAGCGGCUUCUCGCCGCAGCCGGGAGCCCAGGUGGGAGCCACGCCAGAGACUCAAGAGAUGCCGCUGUAUGCUAAAGUGAACAAGCCACGGACCAGGGCAGUGCAAUCCGAAAUAAUAACCUAGCAUGCACGCUGCAGCAGAAAGUAUAAAUCGUGUUUGUGUUUAUUCGGGGAAAAAAAAUGCACACUCCUUAUAGAGAACAUUUCCAUUCGUUAGAGGUGUGACGCAAUCCAAAAUGAGUGCUGUGACAGGUCUUUUAACGUUGUAUUAGAUGUUAUUCUAAGUGAAUGUGGAGAGAUUGGACGCUGUGUUUCCGCGUGCCAAUGCAUCUCGGAUCUCUUCUUUUUAAAACUUUCUAUUGAUUUUCAAAAGGAAAUAAAGAACACGUGAAGCUAUCUAUGCAGAAGAUUGUGUAUUAAAAACAAACGAGUGCUGUUAACAUAUUAUUGUAGUAUAACGUCAGCUGUGACAUUAAGUAGAAAACAACAGGUAGUAUUAGAUAUAUAACUGUUCUCCAUGACAAACCAUUUCUAGAGAAAUGUGCUUAAUAAAAA
Messenger RNA from Acipenser ruthenus (sterlet), 1333 nucleotides. RefSeq lists its product as uncharacterized. NCBI's taxonomy places the organism in Eukaryota, Metazoa, Chordata, Actinopteri, Acipenseriformes, Acipenseridae. Bases 120 to 902 code for a protein of 260 amino acids. The transcript is spliced from 6 exons. The record is from RefSeq and is a predicted model, not a curated record.